Molecule: messenger RNA, 570 nt
Organism: Lathyrus oleraceus (garden pea)
Lineage: Eukaryota; Viridiplantae; Streptophyta; Magnoliopsida; Fabales; Fabaceae
Exons: 1
Coding region: 1-570 (189 amino acids)
Source: RefSeq, a predicted model, not a curated record
AUGGUGUGUUUCAAUUUACAUGUUUUUAGUGAUCUCAACUUAAUAUCUUCACAUGUAUUCUACACUGUUAAUAUUUUAUGCUUGCUCCAAAGAGUUCAAGUUUACGUUGAUGAUAUCAUCUUUGGUUCUACUAACAUACAAUUAGUCAAAGAGUUUUCGAAGCUAAUGCAGGUUGAGUUUGAGAUGAGCCUCAUGGGGGAGUUGAACUACUUUCCCGGUCUUCAAAUCAAACAACUCAACAAAGGGACGUUCGUGUGUCAAACAAAAUAUUGCAACGAAUUGCUAAAGAAAUUUGGUAUGGUUGAUGCAAAACCAAUUGACACUCCAAUGCCCACAAAUGGAAACUCGGAAAAAUAUGGAAAUGGUAAGGAUGUUGAUGUCAAGAAGUAUAGAGGUAUGAUUGGAUCUCUUAUAUAUCUUACUGCAUCUACGUCAGACAUUACAUUUAGCGUGUGUAUGUGCGUUUGUUAUCAAUCGACUCAUAAGCAAUCAGAUAUGAAAGUCGUAAAGCGCAUUCUUAGAUACCUUCAUGCUACAUAUACCGAUUCUGAUUUUUCCAGUUGCAAAUAG